AUGCCUAUGCCUUUCCACAAAGGGCAAUUGCGGAGCGGUGACAAGGCCACCAAUGCUCUGCGACGGGCGCUGAAUGUCAUGGUUUUGACAAUGAAUUGGCUGCAGCUGGGAUCGCCUGCGCGCUGCCCCCAGGACUUCAGGGCUAAUGCCCCUCUGACCGAAGAGCAGCAGGGCAUUGUCUCUCGGUUGGUGCGCCUAUGCACUGAGUGGGCCGCUUCGGGGCCCAUCGCUGCCGCUGCUAUGGGUAGAACAGCCGGGAAAGUGGAGAGCCUGGAGCACAAUGUAGCUUUGCUGACCACCGUUGCUCUCCAGCUGAUCGCCCAACAAGGGUCCAGUGUUUUUUCCAGUUCUGUGCCAAGACAUCGUGCCGGUCCUGCCAGCAAAGCGAGCUCCUUAGUGAGCGAGGUCCAAACUGCUAAAGACAUAGAAGCUCACCGUUUGCAGUUUAGCGGAUGCCCAGCGUUUGAUCCAGUGCCUUUGCUGGAUGCUGAUGCAGCGGCAUGGUAUGCAGAGCCCUUAGACUAUGCCCUCGCCCCUGAGGAGAUUCUGGAACCAGUUCCCCGUGUGCAAGUGCGAGGCCAACAUGCUGAGGUACUCAAGCUGCUGCACUCCCUGGAUGAAACUGGCAGACUAGCCCUUUUUACUCCUGCACAAGUGCGCAUGCCCUUGAGGGCUGGACUGUUUUGCCUGAUGAAGAAUUUGGAAAAGGACCGCCUUAUCAUGGAUGCCAGGCCAGCGAAUCUGGCCGAAGAACCACUGAAUGCAUGGACUCAGAGCAUGGGUUGUGCAACGCCUCUUUUGGAUAUGGUGCUUCCCCCUGACCGGGUUCUGCUUGCGGCAGGUGAGGAUCUGCAAGACUACUACUAUUUCUACAAGGUUAGCAGAAACCGUGCUGCUCGCAAUGCUUUAGCCUUCUCCCUCACUGCAGCCGAAGCGCAGCGCUUCAAGAGUUUCAGAUAUGUGGAAGGGGAGGCAACUCACUACAUCCCCGCCCUCAACACGAUGGCGAUGGGGGACCUCAAUAGUGUGGAGUUCGGGCAGCAAGCACAUAUGAAGUUGGCGUUGCAGAGCGGCAUCAAACUGGGGGACUGCAUCACCUUGCGCGGGCGCAUGCCCCGCCAGAACUGGGUGGUAGGCAUCGUGAUAGAUGAUUUCAUCAUCUUGGAACAAGUGCCUCGAGCGAAGCCUGCUUCUACUGUUUCCUCUCCACUGGCUGAUCGCAUGGUCCAGUUGUACAAGCAAGUGGGGCUAAAACCUCACGAUGGCAAACGUUUCCGAGGGCAAGUCCAUGCCAAGUUUUGGGGCAUCAGUUUGGAUGGAGACACUGGCAUCAUUAGGGCGCAGCUGGAACGAGCGGUACCAGUAGCGGUGCUUACUGCCCAACUGGCACGGUGUGGUUAUGCUGACAGAAAGUUGCUUGAGGUGCUCACUGGUGCUUGGGUGUCGAUCCUGCAGAUGAGACGGAGGUGCAUGUGUUUGCUGGAAGAAGUUUUUUCGGAAAUCCAGCGUUUUGACUAUGGAGUAGUUUUUCAGCUGUCGGCAAAGGCCGUAGAUGAACUUUGGACCAUGGUCGUUUUUGCACCUUUGUUCUGCAGCGAUUUGAGGGCAGAAGUACUGCCGGAGCUUGCUUUAGUGGAUGCUUCAGACAAGUGGGAGGCUGAGGUCGCCUCUCCUGUGACCCACAGCCUGGCGGGGGAACUCGCGAGGCAGCGGCUGACAAAAGCCUCCUGGUCGCGCCUCCUGAGCCCUUUGAAAGCGUUGCAGAAGGUGCAUGGGAUACUACAGCCAGAAGCUGAAGUACCUGCGGGCGAGCUUCCAGCUCGGUCGCACCCCUUGUGGAGAGCAGCAGCCAAGUCGAAACGUUUUUCUUUGAUUGGCAGAAGGAAGAUCAAACGGCGAACUCACAUCAACCUUAGUGAGUUGUCAGCAGCGCUGGCUUCUGAAGCUCGUCGGUCCAGGAAGCAUCCAAACUCCAGAUUGCUUCUGGGCUCUGACAGUCAAGUGGUUUUGGGAGCGUUGGUGCGGGGAAGAGCUUCUUCGGCAAGCUUGAAUCAAAAGCUGAGGCGUCACUUGCCAUGGUUGCUAGCGUAUAACACCUACCCUGCAGUAAACUAUGUGAACACUGCUGACAAUGUAGCAGAUGACCCUACGAGGGACCGGACAUGUCGAGAUCCUCAGCCCGCGCAGAGGUGGUUCACCGCCGCUGAAGCUGGCGAUUUUGAGGAGCUGGACAAAGUUUUGGCUGAGGCGCAAGUCGAUGACAAGGUGAUUGCUAGGCUGCCUGCCGAGCGUGAGCUGAAUGUUAGCCCCUUGGAUCCUCUUUCUCGACGUGCAGCACUUCGGCGAGACUAUGCAAAAAGGAGGACUGCUAGGACGGGGGGGGGGGAUAAGGCAGACACCACUCCUGUCACCGGACGCGUAGAGCCAUGGUUGCAAGCCGCACCUUUGAGCGCCGAUUGCGUUGCAUUGCUGCGGAAGUUGCCGGCGUCGCAGUUUGUGCUUCCACCAGGCCAAAAACUGGAAGAGCUCGUGUUGCGGCAAGGGCACUUAGACCUCUUUUCUGGCCAACGUGGUGCGGCAAAGGCUUUAGCAGAAACAACAGGCCAUUGGGUUCUGACCUUCGAUGUGGCACACCAUGCUAGUGAAAAUUUGUUGGACCCGAGUGUGCAGGACUUUCUGGCCAGCCUUGUUGAGGCAGCAGCCUUUUUGUCGGUGGGCGCCGGACCGGUUUGUGCGUCUUUUUCACGAGCAGUCCGACCACCAGUGCGAACGAAAGAAUGCCCGACAGGCCUUGCUGACCUGACAGACAACAUGCGCGAGAAAGUCCAAGUCGGCAAUGCUAUGUCGCAAUGGUUGGCUGCUUUCAUCGCCCUCGUGCAUGCGCACGGGAUCUGCUGGUGGGUAGAGAAUCCUGCGGGAAGCUAUCUCUGGUGGCAGCCUGAAUGGGUUAGGCUUAUCACCACACUUGGGUUACGGUUUUUUACAACUGACUACUGCAGAUGGGGCACUCCUUGGCGGAAGAGAACGAGGUUUUUGACGAAUACCAGCGUAGCUGGGGAGACCCUACUGUGCCAAUGUGAAAGGCCGCACAUUCAGCUUGUUGGAUACAGCAAGAGUCGGGGCUGCUGUUUGAAAGCAGCAGAAGCUUACCCCACUGGUUUAUGUCGGUUUUUAGCCAAAGUUGUGGCUGAAGAGCUGAAGCCAACUGACCGUAGACAGAAGUUCGACGUAGCUAGCUGUGCAAAGUGUUGUGGCCGCCGAAUAGGCGAGGCUUCGCACCCAGGGCCGCGAGUCCGAAGAGUGCUACCAGCAGUUGAGCUAGAUGAGGUGGACACAGUGACGCCUGCUACACGACUGCUGCAAGCCCGAGCCUUAGAACGCUAUGCGAGAUGGCUGUCAGAGAAUUUGCCUGCAGAUGUACUCCAACACCUUUGGGAUAGCCCUUUGUUUCAGGUUUCUUUUUUGCAAAGUUUUGGCCACUGGAGUUUUCAGCGCGGAGAGCCCAUGUACUUAUUUCGCCACCUGGUGGUGCACUACCAGAAGUCAUCGCCUGCAGUGCGAGCGCAACUGGCACCAGCUUGGGAUUUGCUUCAACGCUGGGAAAUAGUACAACCUGUGCAGCACAGACCGCCCAUGCCUCGGCAGUUACUAGAUGCCUUUUUGAGUCUGGGAUUACUUUGGGGAUGGCACCGGUGGGUCGGCGUGACUGCUUUGGCUUUUCAUGGUGCCACAAGGAUUGGAGAGCCUAUUAAAGCACGAAGAGCUGAUCUGCUUUUACCGGCCGACCUAUGCGUGGAUGACGAUGUUUGUUUUCUGCGAGUGGGAGCUCCAAAGCCGGGACGUAGGGGUCGCGGCCGAGUUCAACAUGCCCGCGUUUCCCAUGCUUCCACGGUGAGGCUGCUGGUUUCCGUUUUUGGGAACUUAGAGCCGGAGGCUUUUCUUUUCUCUGCCUCACCAGCUGCAUACCGGCGGAGAUGGGACAAAAUAGCAGACCCAUUUUCCAAUUUUGCAGUGCCUGCAGAUGGCGCGCCACAGACGCCUACCGACCCAUUUUCCAAUUUUGCAGUGCCUGCAGAUGGCGCGCCACAGACGCCUACCGCAUUGAACCUCCCUGCGGCAUACAUUUUUUUCUACGAGUUGGCGGCUCAGGCGACAGGUCGCCAUGCCAUGCCCAUCCAGCAGCGUUGCGAAGUGCCCCCGCUGCCGGUGAACUAUGCCUGGCGCGCGGGGCUCACGGAAUCGGUCGCCAAGAGUCUGCAGAAAUGCCUCAAGGCCUCUGGCCUUUGCGUGGUUCAUGGAGCGGGUGGCAUGGGCAAAACUGUGGCCACUUGUGCCACUAUCCAUCACGAAGAAUCCUUGUCAGAGAUGUUUCCUGACGGAGUGGCAUACGUCACCGUGGGCCAAG
Messenger RNA from Cladocopium goreaui, 4405 nucleotides. Lineage: Eukaryota; Dinophyceae; Suessiales; Symbiodiniaceae. The record is from the annotation of a GenBank genome assembly.